Hydatigera taeniaeformis is the source of this 231-nucleotide messenger RNA. The record is from the annotation of a GenBank genome assembly. NCBI's taxonomy places the organism in Eukaryota, Metazoa, Platyhelminthes, Cestoda, Cyclophyllidea, Taeniidae.
AUGCGCGAGAGGAAGUAUAGAGGUACUUGCGAAGAUCAAAAAGUUGAGCUUCUCCUCUGCUUGCUGAAGAGUGAUUGUUGUCAAAAGUUAAGGAAAACUCCCCGGGAUUGCUUGAAUGAAGACAAUUUCCCUAAGGAGUGCACAAUCGCCAGGCACAAUUUUGACCGUUGUCGAGCUGAAAUUCUUGAUAAACGCACUCGUCUUCGAGGAAAGCGAUUUGAGAGUGAUUGA